AUGGUGAGGGGAAAAACACAGAUGAAGCGAAUAGAGAAUGCAACAAGCAGACAAGUGACUUUCUCUAAGAGAAGGAAUGGUUUGUUGAAGAAAGCCUUUGAGCUCUCCGUGCUUUGUGAUGCUGAAGUUUCUCUAAUCAUCUUCUCUCCUAAGGGAAAACUUUAUGAAUUCGCCAGCUCCAAUAUGCAAGAUACCAUAGAUCGUUAUCUGAGGCAUACCAAGGAUCGAAUCAGCAGCAAACCGGUUUCUGAGGAAAAUAUGCAGCAUUUGAAACAUGAAGCAGCAAACAUGAUGAAGAAAAUCGAACAACUUGAAGCUUCCAAACGCAAACUCUUGGGAGAAGGCAUAGGAACAUGUUCGAUUGAGGAGCUGCAGCAAAUUGAGCAACAACUUGAGAAAAGUGUUAAAUGUAUUCGAGCAAGAAAGACUCAAGUGUUCAAGGAACAAAUUGAGCAGCUCAAGCAAAAGGAGAAAGCUCUAGCUGCAGAAAACGAGAAGCUCACUGAAAAGUGGGGAUCUCAUGAAAUCGAAGUGUGGUCGAAUAAGAAUCAAGAAAGUGGAAGACGUGAUGAAGAGAGUAGCCCAAGUUCUGAGGUAGAGACGCAAUUGUUCAUUGGGUUACCUUGUUCUUCAAGAAAGUGA
Messenger RNA from Microthlaspi erraticum, 642 nucleotides. Lineage: Eukaryota; Viridiplantae; Streptophyta; Magnoliopsida; Brassicales; Brassicaceae. The record is from the annotation of a GenBank genome assembly.